Propithecus coquereli (Coquerel's sifaka) is the source of this 1566-nucleotide messenger RNA. RefSeq names its product zinc finger protein 480-like. The record is from RefSeq and is a predicted model, not a curated record. Gene Ontology annotation, molecular function: DNA-binding transcription repressor activity, RNA polymerase II-specific. Bases 46 to 1566 code for a protein of 506 amino acids. Gene Ontology annotation, biological process: negative regulation of transcription by RNA polymerase II. The transcript is spliced from 5 exons. Lineage: Eukaryota; Metazoa; Chordata; Mammalia; Primates; Indriidae.
GUGGAGAAAAGGCGACCCCGCGUCCGGAUUGACUUCUAAAGACUCAUGUUGGGUGAAGAAGAAGCCCAGAAGAGGAGGAAGAGGAAAGAAAACCAGUCAGGAAUGGCUUUGACUCAGGGACAUUUGACAUUCAGGGAUGUGGCCAUAGAAUUCUCUCAGGAAGAGUGGAAAUGCCUGGACCCUGCUCAGAGGGCUUUAUACCGGGCCGUGAUGUUGGAGACCUACAGGAACCUGGUCUCCCUGGGAGUCUCUCUUUCUGACCUGAGUGUUAUCUCCAUGUUGGAACAAGGGAAAGAGCCCUGGACUGUGGAGAGUGAAGUGCAAACAAGAAACCCAGAUGGGGGGGAAUGGACCAAAGGUGUGAACUCGGGGAGAAGCUGUACAUUGGGAGGUGAUGCAGAAAACAAUCCUAUUAACAAUGGAUGUGGAUUAAGCUUUCAGCUAUAUCUGCCAGAAAUGCAGCUAUUUCAAGCUGAAGGGAAAACUCAUGAAUGUAAUCAAGUUGAAACGUAUAUCAACCAUAUUUCCUCAUUUUCACCACUUCAAAACAUUCCUUCUGUCAAAACCCACAUUUUUAGUAAAUAUAGGAUUGAUUUUGUUGAUUCUCCAUUACUCACACUAGAACAGAAAGCAUACGUUAGGGAAAAACCUUACAGAUGUAAUGAGUGUGGCAAAGCCUUUAGUGUAUCUUCAAGCCUUACUAACCAUCAAGUGAUCCAUAAUGGUGAGAAACCUCCCAAAUGUAAAGAAUGUGGCAAGGUCUUCAGGCACAAUUCAAACCUUGUACGACAUCGGCGAAUUCAUACGGGAGAGAAACCUUACAAAUGUAAUGAAUGUGGCAAAGUCUUCAGAUACAAUUCACAUCUUGCAGAACAUCAGAGAAUUCAUACGGGAGAGAAACCUUACAAGUGUAAUGAAUGUGGAAAGGCCUUCAAUCGAGUGUCACUCCUUGCACAACAUCAGAUAAUUCACACCGGAGAGAAACCUUACAAAUGUAAUGAAUGUGGCAAGGUCUUCAAUCGAGUUUCACUCCUUGCACAACAUCGGAGAAUUCAUACCGGAGAGAAACCUUACAAAUGUAACGAAUGUGGCAAGGUCUUCAAUCAAGUUUCAAGUCUUGCUCGUCAUCGAACAAUUCAUACUGGAGAGAAACCUUACAAAUGUAAUGAAUGUGAAAAGGCCUUCAGCCACAAUUCAAAACUUGCAGAACAUUGGAGAAUUCAUACUGGAGAGAAACCUUACAAAUGUAAUGAAUGUGGCAAGGUUUUCAGUCGAGAUUCACGUCUUACUCGACAUCGGAGAAUUCAUACUGGAGAGAAACCUUACAAAUGUAGUGAAUGUGGCAAAGUUUUCAAUCAAAUUUCACACCUUGCUCGACAUCGGAGAAUUCACACUGGAGAGAAACCUUAUAAAUGUGAUGAAUGUGGAAAGGCCUUCAGUCACAAUUCAAAUCUUGCAGAACACUGGAAAAUUCAUACUGGAGAGAAAUCUUUCAAAUCUAAUGAUUGUGGCAAAAUCUUCAAUCAAGUUUCACACCUUGCACAACAUUGGACUGUUCAUACUUGA